AUGGUCACCCUGUUAGAGAGCACACUGUCUAUGCUGAGCCUGAUCUUCGGUUUAUACAACAAGCAUCCUUCUCAUGAGACCCAAUUUGGAAGAAAUUUACGGAGUGUUGGUAUGAACUCAAGUUUGACCUCCCCAAGCUUGACAUCAGUUAAAAAUCAGUCACUCUUGAUGAACAACAUUGGGCAGUUACAGUUGAAUAAUAAUGCACAUUCAACAGCAGAUUUGGCAAUGGCAAGAGAUAUCAUAUUAAAAUCCCUUGUGUGUCAUGACUCUUCUGUCUGUGAAAAUACAAACAUCAAUAUGCAUCAUGGAAGAUAUGUGGUAUCCAAUGAUAUAAAUGGUCCUGGGAAUUUUGAUUUUCUCCCUGUAGGUGCUAGAGCAAGCAGAGCCAACUUAUCUACCAGUGUAUCGAGUCAAAUAUUGGAUCACGCAUCAGGAACAUUGCAGCAGAAACAGUCUCUAGUUCCGUUCAAGGUUCCCCAAUCUUCUGAAUUGGCUAAGAAAAUGGAGAAUCCUGAAAGUAGGCCAUUUCAAACUCCUUCAGUUCGAACUUCUGAUUCUGAUGGUCAGGUUUCUAACAGUUUCAACAUGGACCAAGAGAAUCUAUUGAGUAGGUCAAACAAUGUCCGACAAGACCAAAAGAUUAAUAGAUUUAGUGAUCCAAGUGCUAAUGUCAGCACGCAGAGAAUGAAGAACAGGGAUGGAUGUGAGGCAGGAAUGCCCAUUGAGAGAGCUUCCUCGUUGCUCGUGGAGCCUGCUGCAGAUAAUGACUUGUUUAAUAUGUUUGGUUCUGAAUUUCAUCAGUUCUCCCACAAUGUUGGUGCUGAUUUGGUCACCUGGAGUGGUACAGAGUCUCAGAAUUCAGAUAGAGAUGUCCCUGAGUCAUCAAUAUAUCUCAAUAGUUCACCCCUUUUCAGUUCACUAGACAAUGAGCUUCACUAUUCUGGUAUCUUAUCACUAACUGAUACUGAUCAGCUAUUGGAUGCUGUCAUCUCAAAUGUCAAUCCAACUGGAAAACAGUGUACUGAUGAUAGUGCUUCUUGCAAGACUGCAUUGACGGAUGUUCCUAGCACAUCUCAUCUUGGUUCAGUAGACUUGAAGAGAUGUGAGUCCUCCGGCAUGCCUUCCAUGCUAAUUAAGCACGAAUUGGCACAGUUUGUUAAACAGCCAUGUCUCUUUGAUAAAUCUGAGGAGGGUUGUCUUUCCCAAAAUAAUGGAAUGCACAAAUCUCAGAUACGUCUUUGGAUUGAGAGCGGUCAGAACAUGAAAUGUGAAAGUGCUUCGGCUUCUAAUAGCAAAGGUCUUGAUACUCCAAGCAAGGCAAAUCGCAAGAGAUCUCGACAAGAAGAAAGUCCUAAGCCACGACCUAAGGACCGGCAACUUAUACAGGACCGUAUUAAAGAGCUACGUGAGCUUGUACCGAAUGGGGCAAAGUGUAGCAUUGAUGGUUUGUUGGAGAAGACAGUUAAGCACAUGCUUUUCUUACAAAGUGUGACGAAGAAUGCAGACAAGCUCAAGGACUCUACUGAGUCUAAGAUACUUGGUAGUGAAAAUGGCCCCCUUUGGAAAGACUACUUUGAAGGUGGGGCAACCUGGGCUUUCGAUGUCGGCUCUCAGUCUAUGACAUGUCCAAUCAUUGUUGAGGAUCUUGACCGACCUCGUCAGAUGCUUGUGGAGAUGCUUUGCGAGGACAGAGGAAUCUUCUUGGAGAUUGCUGAUUUCAUCAAAGGACUUGGAUUGACUAUCUUGAGGGGUGUGAUGGAAAUGCGCAAAAGUAAAAUCUGGGCAAGAUUUACUGUUGAGGCGAACCGGGACGUAACCAGAAUGGAAAUCUUUCUAUCGCUUGUGCGCUUACUGGAGCCAAAUUGUGAUGGCAGUGGAGUGGCAGAGAACGCUAACAACAUGAACAUGCCUCUUGGUUUGGUGCGCCAACCUGUCAUCCCAGCAACAGGCCGCAUCUAA
Molecule: messenger RNA, 1962 nt
Organism: Miscanthus lutarioriparius
Lineage: Eukaryota; Viridiplantae; Streptophyta; Magnoliopsida; Poales; Poaceae
Source: the annotation of a GenBank genome assembly